Penicillium egyptiacum is the source of this 612-nucleotide messenger RNA. NCBI's taxonomy places the organism in Eukaryota, Fungi, Ascomycota, Eurotiomycetes, Eurotiales, Aspergillaceae. The record is from the annotation of a GenBank genome assembly.
AUGACGCAGCAGGCCGUUACCAAUGGCCAUGGACCUUCGUUCGCAGCUGCUAAGUUUCUCUGUCAUCGCAAGGAAAACUCUAGCAAGCAGGCUUUUAUGCGAAUUUAUCUUCAAAUUCCUAUCAGUGGCACUCAAUAUCAGAGCUCUCGGAUUCGACGACAGCAGGCUGCUGAGCCACAGCUGCACGUUGAGUUGAGGACAUUGAAAGCGCUCAAGGAAUUGAAAUGUGAUGUUGUCCCUGACCUCCUCGCUCACCGGGAGGGAAAGCAAGGCGAAGAUAGUAUCGUUCCGGGAGGUUAUAUGACUUAUGUUGUCUGGGAUAAAGUCCCCAGGGAGCCUCUAAGCUUUCAAGGAUUCUGGGAGCUAGAUCUUGAGUCACGCAAACCAAUCCGUGAUAAAUUCCGUGAAGCCUUUCCAAGCAUGGUUACCUACCGCGUAUGCCAACCCCAUCGAAGAUCAUCUAUGAUAAGGCUACCGGGAAUAUGGUUUUCACGCGCGGGCCGUACUGAUACAAACGAAGAGUGGCAUGAUAAGUACUACGUUAUGUUUCAUUUGGCCAAGCCAUCUCCGAGGACAGACUGGGUCAAUGCUCCCACAGGGUGGACUUCGUGA